AUGGUCAUGAGCACAAAGCUUCGUAAAAGAGCUGUUCGACCGCGUCAUCAACCACAACAUUUCGAGGUGUCUACAUUCCGUGUCAUUCCUAAAAACGAACGCUCGAGCAAAAGAGAAGUCAAAGAAAGCUUCGACUCCAUGACACCGAUAUCACUGCCGUCGCUGCGCCUAGAUCCACUGGGCUCCCUGAGUAUGCAUGCAGCCCGUCUGCCACAGCUUCCGUCAACCAAGACGCUCUCGCCCGAGCGCUUUGACACGCUGCCCACACUCUCAAAGCGGUUGUGCCAGCGCCCCGUAGCCAUCCCCCAGAGUCGCCAUAGCAGCGCCGCCGUCGCCCCGCAGCAGGCUAAACUUGCGUGGCGCUCGACACUGACGCCUGAUCAGGCUGCAGCACUCGCCAUCGCGCGUCGAGAAACAGGAUACGGAUCCUCCGCUGUCCAGAACGCCAGUAACAAGCUCAAUGGUACGUCAUAUGCAGCACCCACCGGCGCAUCCGCAGCUGUUUCAGAGGACUGGAAGAAGGCACGCAGGAAAGAGCAGUGCCGUAUCAAUCAGGCCAACUACAGGAAACGAAAACGCCAGUACGAGCAGAAGGUUUCGGGCGAGAUGAGAGCGCUGGAGAAAGAUAUCGAGCAGCUAGAGACCCACCGCGCAGCAAUCUCCAGCAGUGGGCGACCGAACCCUAUUCAGGCCGUUGGCGACCUCUACUACGCAGUCGGUGUGGCGGGCGAGCAACAGAAACUUGACCUGCACAACUUCCGUUUGGCAGACGGCAGCUCCCCGGCGUUGCAAUGUCUGUUGGACCUCCAGAGAGAGGAGUUCGACUCAGUUGAGUCCCUCAAGCUACACUGGCUCUGGUACCGUGAGCAAUUCCGGAUCUUCCAGCUCUCUAUCGCCUCGUGCGAACGGUUAGAAGCAGGCGAGCACGUGAUCAUAAAGAUCACGGGGCAGCUUCAACUGGACGUCUACUACGAAGCACAGCAGCAGCGGGGACAGGGGAGCCAAGGGUACGGCGCAAUUACGUGCCCUUUUAUUCAGCAGUUUGAGCUAGAGACAGGCGAGCAGGUUAUCACCCGCAUCACGUCCGAAGUGGACCUCGUGGCCGGAGUCACAGCCGCCCAGGACCAGAGCGCCCCGAGCUGCACCCUCAGCGUCUUGCGCUGCCUUUCCGAGGGUUUCUCCAUGUCGAACCGCUACCACACCUUGUAAAGUCACUGGAUAACUCAAGUCAAACCAAUUUUUUUUAGCAUAACAUGUAGACGAGUUGGAAGUUGUACUUACAGUGUAUGAUGCACGUGUACUGUACUACAUUCGAGUGGCUCGUAUAGAAAAGAAUGCACCAAAGUAGGAUACAUGUAUACUCAACAGUACACGUAUGCUUUGAAUCUA
Phytophthora infestans T30-4 is the source of this 1389-nucleotide messenger RNA. RefSeq lists its product as uncharacterized. The coding region runs from base 1 to 1209 and encodes 402 amino acids. The transcript has 3 exons. Lineage: Eukaryota; Oomycota; Peronosporomycetes; Peronosporales; Peronosporaceae. The record is from RefSeq and is a predicted model, not a curated record.